AUGACACAAAUGUCUAGUAUCACUCAGAAAUACCAGUUAUCAGUGGUCUCAGGUGGGAGACCAAUUCUACCAGGUGUCAAUAAUGGGACCUCAUGCGAGAAGAACAUAUCGAUACUGACUCACGAUCAACAAGGAUUGAUUGUUCCUUUCAAUAACCAAAUCAGAAUAUAUUCGUUGGAAACUAGACAAUGUAUCAAGACAUUGAAAUAUGCUAAUAGCCCCGUAUUGGCUACCAUAUUUGAUAACAAGAAAUUGACUCAAAGGAUCAAUAUUACUGGGAUUAUGUUAGGCGAUGUCACUGGAGAGGACCCUACUAUGAGACAACAAGAAAAAUUCAUUACUAUUUUCACUAAUUUAGGUCAAGUGAUUGUAUUGAAUUAUAAAGGUAAAUUAACAGAUUCUCCAAAAUUAUACCAAUUGGAAUUGGAUUCCGAAAAGGAUGAAAAGUUGUUGAAAGCAUUUGAUAAUGGUAAAGACCAACUAAGAGUAAUGACUACUUUAUCAAGUAAUGGAUCUUUAUUUGAUUAUAAAUUAUCUACAUUGAAAUUCCCUAAGGAAUCUACAGACGCUGUCAAAUUAAUUGAAUCAGAAACAUACAACAAUGUUUUAUUAUCGGCUUCCUCUAAGGAUGAAAACGUUUUCGCAUUACUUUACAAAGACACCAAUGAUAAUAACCAAAGACAUAUUCUUGUCGAAUCUAUUUUCAGCAAAGCAUUGAAAAAGGAUAUUGCCCUGGAAUCAGUAUUGCAUAUCUCUCAAAAUACCAAAAAUAAUCAAAAUGUUAAUGCAAGAUUUGUUUCCACCAUGGCUAUUGACAAUUCUGCCACUCAAUUGGCAUUGGGUUUCGCAUCCGGUGUCAUCAGUAUUAUCAAUUUAUCGGAUUUACAAAGCAGAUUACUGAAAUGGCAUAUCGAUUCUGUAUUAUCAUUAUGUUUCACAGAUGACGGUUCUUAUUUAUUAUCUGGUGGUUGGGAAAAAGUCUUGCUAUUCUGGCAAUUAUCUACUAAUACACAACAAUUUUUACCACGUUUGAAUGGUGUCGUUGUGGAUAUCCAAAAUGAAGGGAAAUUCUAUACUUUAUCAUUGCAAAUGACAGAGAAUCAAUCCAGUUCCGAUUAUGAAUUAGUGGUGUUGAAUUCAGCAGAUUUGACCUCCAAAUUAUCAGUGACAGGUCCUUUACCAAUAUUUACAUCUCCUAUAAGAGACACAAUACAACCAACCUCAGUCAUAAAAUCAAACACUCAAAUCAAUAUCUCGAAGAAGAAGCAUAAAAGAAAGCUUUUAAAAUCAGCAAGACAAGAUUUUACUACUAUUAUAGAGAUGAAUCCACAAACUAAACAAUUAUACAUCCCACAUUUAUCAGCAUUACAAACAUUUGAUUUCUUUAAGAAUGAACAAACUUGUUUACAAUAUUUAACUGAUGGUAUGAAUAACACCAUGGGUAAAGUUAGAGAAGAAUUGAGUAUUCGUGACCCUGAAGUUCAAAAUAUUAAAGUUACCAACGACGGUAAUUGGUUGAUUAGUUACGAGGUUGACUUCCCUCCAGAAGACUUAAUGUCAUCUAAGGAUAUAUCUCACAUAUUGAAAUUCUGGACUCACGAUGAGGCCGAUCCAAACCAAUGGGUUUUGAGAACAAAAGUAUUGAACCCACAUGGUCGUAGCACCCCAAUUACAAACAUCAAAGUUGCACCAUUAUCUGUUGAUGGUGGGGUUGGUUGUAUCACUACUGAUAACAAUGGUGGUAUGAAAUACUGGGCAUUUGACAACACUGAGAAGAAUUGGUGUUUGAAGAAAUUACUGAUCCCAAAUUUCACCAACUUCAGCAAUUCUGUAUCAUUAGGUUGGUCUAGAGAUGGUAGUUUAGUAUUCCAUGGGUUUGGUGAUAAAUUACAAAUCAUUGAUUUCGAUAAUUUCAAAAGAGUAGACUUCAAUGAUAAUGAUAACAAUGAUGUGAGUAUGACUGCUGAAUUUAGUAUGGAUUCCGAGAUCCAAGCCGUCAAAAUGAUUGGUGAAAAGAAUUUAAUAAUAGCCACUAAGACUAGUCUAAAUGUUAUAGAUUUACUGUUGGGUAAGAUUAUUAAUGGAUUCGAUUUAUACCCAUACGUGAACGGUGUCUAUAAGAAUGGACACUUGGAUAGGUUGAUCAGUUGUGAUGACAAGAGUGAGAAGAUGGCUAUUGUCAUCAAUGAACAAGUUAAGGAUGACGAAGGGAAGAAUACAUUAGAUUAUAAAUCUCAUAUCAUUGUGUUUAAUUCUGAUUUAUCCCAAAAAUUGGAUUCUUUCACACAUGACGAAUACAUUUCCUGGAUCAGUUGGAAUCACGAUACAGAUUUCAUCUUUGUUGAUAUACAAUCUAGAUUCGGUAUUGUAGGAACCACGGUGAAUACCGAAAUGGCCGACGAGACCAAUAGAGAGGAUAUAUUGGACGGAAUAGCGAACAACAGCACCAACGGUACUAGCAACAACAACGGUAAUAAUAAUAAUAAUAAUAGUAUAAAUGUUGUCGAGCAAUCUGCUGAACAAACUUUAUCUACAUCAGACUCCUACUUGACCAAAUUAAAAGAAUUAUCCCACAAAAAAAGUAAUAUAAGCAUAAACGGGAAGACUAAUCAAAUUGAAGCAAAUAGCGAUGCCAUGGAGAUCGAAGAAGAAAUCAUUAGUGGGAACCGUAGUAACGAUAUGGGUAUCAAUAUGAAUAGUUUCACCAACAUGUUCGAGAACAUCCAGAACGUUCCAAUGGAUACUUUGUUCGACAGUGUCAUGAAAGCAUUAUCAUAG
Molecule: messenger RNA, 2778 nt
Organism: Maudiozyma barnettii
Lineage: Eukaryota; Fungi; Ascomycota; Saccharomycetes; Saccharomycetales; Saccharomycetaceae
Gene: NAN1
Product: Nan1p
Exons: 1
Coding region: 1-2778 (925 amino acids)
Biological process (GO): positive regulation of rRNA processing; positive regulation of transcription by RNA polymerase I
Cellular component (GO): nucleolus
Molecular function (GO): RNA binding; protein binding
Source: RefSeq, a predicted model, not a curated record